Messenger RNA from Acyrthosiphon pisum (pea aphid), 2817 nucleotides. RefSeq names its product 25S rRNA (adenine(645)-N(1))-methyltransferase. The transcript is spliced from 7 exons. The coding region runs from base 676 to 1677 and encodes 333 amino acids. NCBI's taxonomy places the organism in Eukaryota, Metazoa, Arthropoda, Insecta, Hemiptera, Aphididae. Gene Ontology annotation, cellular component: rDNA heterochromatin; nucleolus; chromatin silencing complex. Gene Ontology annotation, molecular function: methyltransferase activity. Gene Ontology annotation, biological process: cellular response to glucose starvation; regulation of transcription by glucose; rDNA heterochromatin formation. The record is from RefSeq and is a predicted model, not a curated record.
UAGACGUUGAAAACACAUGACGCGGACGGAACCUCUUUGUAAUUCGCCGACGCUGUUAUCACCCACUGUUGUUUUUAUAAUAUUCUCUCGUGUCGCGAUGAGCGCGUGUCUUUAAUGUAGACAGUCUUUCAGUGUGGUAGUGUGUACUGUCUUACGUCGUCGGGUUACUUGUUUACUUAGGUGAGGUGUCUCAGUUUCUAUAUACUGGUCCAGAACGCCACUGAUCGCUGUCGUCGUCUAAAUGGCCGAUCGUCUUACCCAACUCCAAGACAUUGUUAAUCAGCAGGCGGAUAACUUCUGCAACAGCAUCGGAAUUUUACAACAGUGCGCUUUACCAUCCAAAUUUUCAAACUUUGACCGAAACGGGUCGCAAACACCACAGCAACAAGAAGAUUAUACAAGUUUAUUUUCUUCACUUAUAACUCGCUGUGCCAAAGAUAUUGACGCAUUAAUCGAAUCACUGCCCAACGACGAUACUUCUACAGAUUUACAGGUUGCUAGUUUGCGGAGAUUAGAGCAGGAUAAUCAGUUAGCUGCAGAACGUUUGGAAGAAGUAGUUCGAAAAGGUGAACUUCUUCUUGAACAGAUACAAGCAGCUCUCUCUGAUAUUGCUCAACAGCAAUUAGAUAUUCAACAGAGUAGUGAUAACAACACGUGUUAAUAAAAGGUUAUAUAAUGAAAGUAAAGAAUAAAAAAAAUGUAGUUAAAGCUAUUUCGGCUAUUGGUAAGACACAUAAAAUUAAAAGGAACAAAAUAAAACGAUUAACAGAAAAAAAAGGUAAAAAGAAGAAGAUAUCAAAAAAAGCACUGGUAGAAGUUGGUCUGAAAAAUGACAAACCAAAACCUAAAGCUAAAGUGGAAACAACUCAAUCUAUUAAAAAUGACAAUCUAAUAAAAUUAACAAAUAUAAGUUACAAAGGUGCGCCCGAAAGCUCUACUCCUAGUUUGUGCAAACAACAGAAAAAGGUAGAUGGAGACAAAACAUCCGUGUCCUUUAUCAAGAGGAUGAAAGAUAAAUUGAAAGGUGCAAGAUUCAGAUAUAUAAAUGAACAAUUUUAUUCAUCUAGCAGCCAAGAUGCUUUGCAAUAUUUUAAAAAAGAACCAAGUGCAUUCAAAGCUUAUCACAAUGGUUAUAUGCAACAAGUUGCUCAAUGGCCAGUCAAACCGCUAGAUGUUAUAAUCAAACAAAUUAAACCAAUUUUGAAGAAGUCCAAUGUCAAUUCACCUGUUGUAGUUGCAGAUUUUGGUUGUGGUGAUGCCAAACUUGCUCGGGCAUUUCCUAAAGUAAAAGUUCAUUCAUUUGAUUUUGUGGCAGUCAAUCAGCAUGUAACUGCUGGUGAUAUGGCUCACACUAGCUUACCUAAUGGGUCUGUUGACAUAGCAGUUUUCUGUCUGUCUCUGAUGGGCACAAACUUGCAAUCAUUCAUCAAAGAAGCCAAUAGGGUUUUGAAAACAGGAGGUUUGAUGAAAAUAGCAGAAGUUGAAAGCCGAUUUGAAAAUAUUAACACAUUUGUUGAUAGUUUGGCUAAAUAUGGUUUUGAAAAAACAAAAGUAGAUCAGACAAUUGAAAUGUUUGUCUUUGUGGACUUUAAAAAAACUCAAGAUAUAAGUAAGACAGCAUUAAAAAAGAAACUACCUAUAUUAGAAUUAAAACCUUGUAUUUACAAAAAACGUUAAUAUUUUUUUUUUUAAUAAAGUUUUUAUAACUAAUGAAAUGAUUAAACAAAUAUUUUGAUUCAUUUGAAUUUGACAAAAAUUGUUUUAUAAAACAUUUAGUAAUGUGCUUUAUAUUUAAAACCUGGAUUAUUCUCGCUGAUAGUGAUUCAAUGAAAUAAUUGAAUGUAUACACAAAUUAUUCUAUGUAAAAAAUUAGGAAUUGUGAUUUUAAAUAGGACUUACUUUGACAUUUUGUACAAGAAAUAACACAAUACAAAUUGCAAUAACAACAAAAAAUUAAAACAAAAACAGUUGAAACUUUGUUAUUAUGAAUAUAAGUUAUUUAAAAUGUUUACUAACAGUUUUGUACACUAUCAAUUUAUUUGUACAUAUAUUUAUAAAAUGUAUUCUAUUUUAAUAUGAAUACUGCAUUUUGUGACAAAGCACUUACAAUAUAAUAAUUUAAAUUCUAACCAGACAACAUUAUAAUAUAUAAACUAUAAAAGUUUUAAAUUGUGAUCAGACUUAUUAAAAAACACAGUCGUCUAAUAAAAUGAAAAGAUUUCAUUUAAAUAUUAUAUUGGCCACUUAAAAUAACAUUCUAGUAAAUACUAUUGAAAUUAUACAUAAGUAGUUUAUUUUUCUUCUUCAAAAGUCGAAUGGCAACAUUUAGUCAAAUUAGAUGGCACCUUAAUUAAGAUUGAAAAUAAAGAUUAAUAAUAUUACAAUUUACAAUAUAUUACAAUGUCAAUUGACGACCAUAUUUCAACAUUUAAUUUGUACAAUAUAUUCAGGCAUGUACAUUUAAUUUUAGUGUAGUCAUCAGUUAAUAUGAGUGUGAAACAUCCCGAACAUUAGUUAUAGUUUUCAGUCAAAUAUUUUUAUAAUUUUCUGUGGUAACAGUAAUAUCUUGUCAAAUUAAUUUUGUUUUAUUCUUAAUUUAUUCUUAUGGUUAUGUAAAUGUAAAUGCAAAUUAUAAUUUGCUAUUUAAAAUAGUAUUUGAUGAUAAAUUAUUAGAUUAAGCAAAUCAUUAAUAACAAAUGACUACUUAGUACUUAUAUUAUUAUUUACUAUGUAUAUCACAAAAAAACAUAAGUGGCCUCUGACAAUUAUAGCCACUAAACAAAUCUGAAGAUAAAUAAAUAAACUGUAUUUUAAAAU